AUGGAUCGAUCACCAAAACAUGAAUAUUAUUCAACAAAAUUUCAAAUUCAAGAUGAAACAAUAAAUUCAACUAUUGAUUCACUACCAUUACUUGUUGAUAUUAAUGAUAAUUAUAAAACCAUUCGUGAAUUAGGAUCGGGUACAUACGGUCGUGUAUUACUUGCCUAUAAUCGUGAUCAACAACAACGAUUCGCACUUAAAGUUUUACCAAAAAUUACAACGAAAUUUCGUGAUUUUCAACGUGAAUAUAAUUAUUCUAUGCUAUUAACACCACAUCGUAGUAUAAUAUCAACAUUUGAAACAUGUUAUCAAACACAUGAUUCAUUUAUUCUUGUACAAGAAUAUGCACCACUGGGUGAUCUAUUCGAAUCAAUACCACCACAAAAAGGUUUACCGGAAAAACAUGCCAAAAUAAUUAUGAAACAAAUUGCAUCAGCAUUAGAAUUCAUGCACGAUAAAUCUUUGAUUCAUCGUGAUGUUAAACCAGAAAAUGUGAUGAUAUUUGAUGCUGAUUUUCAUAAAGUAAAAUUAAUUGAUUUUGGUAUGACACGUAAAUGUGGUUCAUAUGUAAGACGUCUCAUUGGUUCAAUUCCCUAUUCACCACCAGAAGUUUGUGAUGCAACAACAAAUGAUAUUCUCGUUACAUCAGCAAUGGAUAUUUGGGCAUUUGGUGUUUUAUUAUUUUGUACAUUAACCGGAAAUUUUCCAUGGGAACAUGCUCAAGAAUCCGAUACUUAUUAUAAUGAAUUUUUAAUGUGGCAAAAACGUAAACGACGAAAAUUACCAUCACAAUGGUUUCGAUUCAAUCCAAGAUUGAUGAGAUUAUUUAAAAAAAUGUUAGAUCCUUUACCUGAAAAUCGUUGUGAAAUUCAUGAAAUAUGUAAAUAUUAUGAUGAUAGAUGGAUAAAUGAAAAUGUUCGUCGACGUCCUUCGAAUGAAGAUGAAGGUGUCGAAGAAGAUUAUUCAAGUGGUGAUUCAACAAAUGGCACAGAUUUAGAAGAAUUAACAAAAAUGUUAAAAGAUUAUGGUUUUGAUCAUCAGAGUGAAAAUCAACUAAUACAUCAUCCGUCUAUUGACAUUCCAAAUGCAAAUAAUCAGAUUACAUCAGAUAAUUUACAAUUUGUUAAUAAACACGAGAACGGUAGUGAUCUCCUCAGUCACCAUAAUCAUUAUAAAUAUCCACCAUCAUCAUCCACUACAAUAUUCUAUAAUACAACAUCUACGACAAAGUCAUUAUUUUCUAAUUAA
Didymodactylos carnosus is the source of this 1248-nucleotide messenger RNA. NCBI's taxonomy places the organism in Eukaryota, Metazoa, Rotifera, Eurotatoria, Philodinida, Philodinidae. The record is from the annotation of a GenBank genome assembly.